Molecule: messenger RNA, 1679 nt
Organism: Salvia miltiorrhiza (redroot sage)
Lineage: Eukaryota; Viridiplantae; Streptophyta; Magnoliopsida; Lamiales; Lamiaceae
Product: UDP-glycosyltransferase 82A1
Exons: 2
Coding region: 158-1489 (443 amino acids)
Molecular function (GO): UDP-glycosyltransferase activity
Source: RefSeq, a predicted model, not a curated record
UAUACAUAUGCAAGAUUCAAGAACUCCUCGAGGAGCUUACCCCCCCCCCCCCCACCCCACCCCCACUCCAAGGCUAAUUUGGUAAUUUUGCUCCAAGAGGCGAAAAGCUCUCUCAAAAUCCCAAAAUAGAAAGAAAAAACAAAGAAAAAGAAAAAAGAUGAAAGAGAAGAAGAAGAUAAUUCUAAUUCCAUAUCCGGCACAAGGCCACGUCACCCCCAUGCUGAAGCUCGCCGCAGUCAUCGCCGGCCUCGGCCGCUUCCAGCCGGUGGUGCUCACGCCGGAGUUCAUCCACCGCCGCAUCUCGCCGCGGAUCCACGGCGUGCUCUGCCUGCCGCUCCCCGACGGGCUGGACGGCGGCACGCCGCCGCCCGAUUUCUUCGCCGUGGAGAGGGCCAUGGAGGAGGCCAUGCCGCCGGCCCUCGAGGAGCUCCUGCUCCGCGAGAUGGCCGGCGGCGUCGCCUGCGUAGUGGCCGACCUGCUGGCCUCGUGGGCCGUCGAGGUGGCGCGAAGAUGCGGCGUGACGGUGGCCGGAUUCUGGCCGGCCAUGCACGCCACUUACCGCCUCGUCGCCGCCAUUCCGCACUUGGUCCGGACCGGGGUUAUAUCGGAAAACGGAUGUCCAAGAAAUCCAAGUGAUCCCAUUUCCUUGUCUUCCCAAGACCCUAUCUUAACUACCAAUGACCUCCCAUGGCUUAUUGGUUCUUCAAAAGCUAGGGUUUCAAGAUUCAAAUUUUGGACUCGAACUAUCGAACGAUCCAAAACUCUCCAAUUCUUGUUAGUGAACACAUUUUCAGAGGGAUCUGAAUCCAUAAUGCAACAAUCAAACAAAUUUGACAGUCAAGAUUCGCCUCGAAUUCUUGAAGUUGGACCCUUAAUCAUGCAGGCUGCAACGACUAGUGGUACCACUUUUUGGGAAGAGGAUACGAGUUGCUUGGAUUGGCUAGACAAUCAAAAUGUGGGUUCGGUCAUGUACAUUUCUUUUGGGAGUUGGGUGAGUCCAAUCGGGGAAGCCAAGGUAAGAGCUCUAGCAUCGGCGCUCGAGGCAUCGAGAAGGCCAUUCAUUUGGGUGUUGGGGCCCGCAUGGCAUCGUGGGCUGCCUGACGGGUACACCACGAGAGUGGCUGCCCACGGGAGGAUCGUUCAGUGGGCCCCACAGCUCGAGGUGUUGCGGCAUCCAGCUGUCAGGUGCUAUCUUACACACUGUGGAUGGAACUCGACUAUGGAGGCCAUCCAAUGCAAGAAGCCUCUCUUGUGCUAUCCAAUCGCGGGCGAUCAAUUCUUGAACUGUGCUUAUAUCGUGAAUUCGUGGAAAAUUGGAGUUAAGAUUGAAAGAUUUGGAAUAGAAGACAUCGAUAAUGGAAUUAGAAAAGUGGAAGAUCAGAAAUUUAGGGGGAGAAUUGAGGAGCUAAAUGAGAAAUUAUUUGGAAAGGAAGGGAGCUCCAAAGCAAUGGCAAAUUUAUCUACAUUCAUUACAGAAAUUAAUACAUAGUAAUAUAUACGAGCUAGCUAUUGAAUUAUAAAGAUAAUUAAGGCAAUUUUCAAAGGGUCUAGUUACUACUUAUACUACUCAAGGUAACUCUUCUUAAUGUGAUUUUGACUCCCUUGUAAUUUUGUAACAAUGUUGUCGAUCGUUUGGAUGUAAAAAUUAAAUGAAAUAUUAGCAUUUAUCUUUAUACCAA